AUGGCUACGAAUGUGGUGGCACGUGACGAACGAGCGCAGCGACGCGCUGCAUCUGCGGAGCGAGCGGCUGCGAAGGCAACGAGAAGAGCGAAGGAGACGACGGAGGUGGCUGGGGACACUGGCGACAGCGGCACGCUGACACUGGAAUCCUCGGUGAUCACCAGCACGUCGGGUGACACGCCACUGGGAUCGGCGAGUGACGGACGCGGAGGUGGUCGUGGUCGGCCCGGACGAGACGAAGGGGCUGGCAGUGGUCGUGAGCCGGCCGGUGGCAACGACGGCGAACGGUCCACCAGCGGCAGCAGUGGCAACGUGGCUAGAAGCAACUUGACUGGAGGCGGCACGUCGCCCACAGCGGGAGACGGAGGUCGACGUGGCGGCGGACACGGGGAUGACGGAAAGGGGGGUGACGGUGGUCACGGUGAGCGGGUUGGUCAACGUAAGGCGGCCACCAGCUUCUCCGGCGGCUACGUCGACUUGACGGGAACUGGAGGUGGCGGCGGACACGGUGGCGCUGGUCCUGGACGCGCAUCGACCCCACCACCGACACUUGGAGCAGCGAGAAUGAGAGCGGCGGCGGCACCCAUCGUCGUCCGUGAGAAGACGAAAGCACUGAAGUUGACGAAAUUCAAGGGGCUUGACGACAUGAUGCCCGUGAGCAUGUGGCUCAAGACGGUGCGUCAGGAGCCGGAAGAAGAGAGCAUCAACACGCUAGCAGCGAUGCUACGCGCGAAGUACAUGACGCAGCGGUCGGGUCCCGAGGUGGUCGACUUGCUGAACGCGCGUCGGCAGAUGAAAGGAGAGCGGCUCGUCGACUACGCGCAGGCGCUGCGCGAGAUCGCCGAGCGUGGCGAGAUCGGCGACGACUGGCAGGUCAGCGCGUUCUUGAAAAGCAUGAGCAGCACGGAGGGGGCGACGCACGUGCGCGGACACCGGCCGAAGACGCUGGACGAAGCGCUGAGUGUGGCGAUUCCCCAGGUCGGAGACUACGGCGAAGGAUACGGGAGCAGACUGGAGGAGGCGAUGGCCGCGUGGGACGCACGCGAGGCCACGAGCGGGCGCGGGCCCUUGGCGGCGGCGAAGGCACGCGGCGGAAGAGAGCAGUCGGCAGUCGGCGGCAACACGUGGAAUGUGGUCUCGGGGUACGGGCCCGGCUGGGGUGCCGCUCCGAAGCCACCACGGUACGAUACGGAAGGGAGACCGGUGGAUACCGGUAAAGCCAGUGCGGGUGAGUGGUGGAAGGCCAUCCCACCUGGUUUUCAACUGGUACCGGCCGGUACUUCAAGUGGUACCGCUGGCGGUUCAAAAUUUCAAACCAGUGGCGGGCAGACGCGUGUUGAGAGCGGCAAGCGGCCGGCAAGCGACCAGAACACGAAGAGACCGGCUAAGACCUUUAAGGUCGAGAGUAAGUACGGAGGAGGAGCGCAUGGAUCGGGUAGUGGCCCGAGCAAUCCGGCGCUGGCUACUCGAGAAGGACGAUUGCGCAACCAUGAACGCUACAUGGCAAGCAGGGCGCCACCGCGAGCGUUCGUGCCGAGAGAGGGCACAGAGUGCUAUUACUGCGGCUUCGCGGGGCACUUCGCGCGCAACUGCACGCUGAAGCAAGCUGAUUUAGCGGCUGGGGGCGCGACGGUGGCGUCUGAGGAGGCGGCGAACGACGAGAACAGGAGCCGGAGCAGCGGAGUGAAGAAGGUGGCAGCUGGAGCGGCGAGGAAGCAAGUCCGGCACGGCGUGGCUGAAACUGGGGAUGGCGGCGUGCUGCACGCACGGCAUGCGGCUGGUGGAAGAGCGGUUCUGCGGUCUGGGGAUGGCGCGGCACAGGCUGUGUCCGUGGCCGUCACAGCUGCAGACAAGAACGAGGUGGCGAGCACGAGUGGGAAGUCGCGCGUGAUGACGGAGACCAAGCACGUGCGGUUCGUGGUGGCCGAUCACGGCAUCGGGGAAGAGUUCGUUAGCGAGGAGCAGACGCCGAUGACAAAGACGGCCAAGGACAAGGUCGAGAAGAUGCUGGACGUGGGCAACGUCGGCGACACGGGCGCAGACAACAAGAAGCGCGCCGUGGUCGGCUUGGCGUACGCGAGCGUCAGGAAGUCGAACGAGGAGCUGGAGGCUGCGGUGUCCAAGCGGCUGGACGAGGGGCUGGAGCAGUUCGGCGCGGAUGGCACGGCGGUCGAUGUGGCGAACACUGACAACGCGGUAA
Molecule: messenger RNA, 2200 nt
Organism: Phytophthora sojae
Lineage: Eukaryota; Oomycota; Peronosporomycetes; Peronosporales; Peronosporaceae
Exons: 3
Molecular function (GO): zinc ion binding; nucleic acid binding
Source: RefSeq, a predicted model, not a curated record